Molecule: messenger RNA, 669 nt
Organism: Cantharellus anzutake
Lineage: Eukaryota; Fungi; Basidiomycota; Agaricomycetes; Cantharellales; Hydnaceae
Exons: 1
Source: RefSeq, a predicted model, not a curated record
GGUCUGUCUGGUGCAUUUGAGGAUCCUUGCUGGGAGGGACUUGGGGCCAAGCCCUGCAUUUUCAUCAAGCAAGACAUUCUCCAUGGUAUCCACAAAUUCUUUUGGGAUCACCCAACUGAUUGGCUCAAAAACUUACUUGGGGUUGAGGAAAUCGAUCAUCAUUUCAUUGUGCAACCACCAAUCUCCACUAACCGUUUUGCGGGGGGUAUCUCGAUAAUCUCCCAAGUGACCAGGCGGGAACAUCGUGCUUUCCAACAGGCAAUCCUCUCUAUAAUUAUUGGCCACGAUCAUGUAGAUAACAAGGUCAUCAAUGCAAUAUCGUCUCUAUUGGACUUCAGUUACCUGGCUCAGUAUCCAUCGCUCUCGGCAUCCGAAAUACACAAGAUGGAGGAAGCGCUAACUACAUUCCAUGGAAACAAGCAGGUGUUUGUCGAUAAUGGCUUGCAAGACCCACCCCAUUUUCGAAUACCAAAAUUACACGGACUUCAGCAUUUCAUCAGCGAUAUUACAAUGGGUGGGACACCAAACAAUUCUUCCACUGAAACCCUGGAGUCAUUGCAUAUCGAGAUGUGCAAAGAACCUUACCUCACAUCGAACUGCUGUGGAUAUGACAAGCAAAUACUGAACUAUCUUGAUGUGCAAGAUCGCCUGGCUAUGCGUUAUGCAUAU